This is a messenger RNA of Pseudoliparis swirei, 3275 nucleotides long. It is a transcript of the gene rbm25a, whose product is annotated as RNA binding motif protein 25a. The transcript is spliced from 19 exons. Gene Ontology annotation, cellular component: spliceosomal complex. Gene Ontology annotation, biological process: regulation of alternative mRNA splicing, via spliceosome; mRNA processing. The coding region runs from base 203 to 2908 and encodes 901 amino acids. NCBI's taxonomy places the organism in Eukaryota, Metazoa, Chordata, Actinopteri, Perciformes, Liparidae. The record is from RefSeq and is a predicted model, not a curated record. Gene Ontology annotation, molecular function: mRNA binding.
UGUCCUGCAUGGGGUGGGAGGUGUGGUUCAUCAGGGUCGGAGAUGGACAAGGAAAAAAAGGACCAAUCGCUCCAGGGCAAAAAUAAGCAUCGAUCAGAGGUCUCCUCUCCCGAUCAGAUGUAUCGGCAGCAGGAGGAGGUUCAGCCCUUGAACAAAGAACUGCUGGAGCAAAGAGCAGCGUUGGCUCAUCUUCAUCUAAGUGAUGUGCUCUUUACUUAGCAGCAUUGGAGCCGGAGGCACCGACAAACUCCACAAACUGGUCAAGAAGGCCGGCUCCAUCUUUGGCAGCUAUACUGGACAGUCUGGAGAAGGUGGUGAAGAGCAGGUUCCUGUGUACUUCAGGAUGUCUUACCCUCCUCCGCUCAACCGUCAGCAGAUAGGGAUCCCGCAGUUACCUCCCAGGAUGCCACCUCCGCAGUAUGGGGGAUUUGUCCCGGGUGUCCCGCCAGGUACUCCCAUGAUCCCGGUUCAUAUGGGUGUCGUAACCCCGACAACCACAGUUCUUCUCCCAAACCAAGUUGCUGUAAUGCAUAAGCCGAUGCUUCCGAAGAAGGAGCUUCACGUCAGAGCGAAGGACACGGACGACAGCAGCGGCCCCACCACCACUGUUUUUGUCGGAAACAUCUCUGAAAAAGCAUCCGACAUGUUGGUCAGACAGCUUCUAGCGAAAUGUGGUAUUGUUCUAAGCUGGAAAAGGGUCCAAGGCGCCUCUGGGAAACUUCAAGCUUUUGGUUUCUGUGAGUAUAAGGAGCCUGAGUCAACACUCCGGUCUCUCAGGCUUCUGCACGAGUUGCUCUUGGGUGAUAAGAAGCUGUUGGUGAAGGUAGACGCCAAGACCAAGGCCCAGCUAGAUGAGUGGAAGGCCAAGAAGCGGAGUUCCAAUGGGGCAGCCAGUGGCGUGUCAAAGAAUGAGGAGGACGACGAUGAGGACGUUGUCGAUGAAGAAACCCUGCGUCGGGACCAGGUUGUGAAGGGGGCCAUCGAAGUCCUCAUCCGAGAGUAUGCAAGUGAGCUCAAUGCGCCCUCGCAGGACCCCGACAGUCAACCUCGCAACAAGAAGCGGAAAGAGAAGAAAGAGGAGGAGGAUCUCAAUGCCAUGGAGAUGGAGGAUGACAAGAGAGACUUGAUUUCCAGAGAGAUCAGUAAAUUCCGGGACACACACAAGAAACUUGAGGAGGAAAAAGGAAAGAAAGAAAAGGAGCGAAUGGAGGUCGAGAAGGAAAGGAGAGAGAGGGACAAAGAGCGGGAGCGCGAGAGGGAGCGCCGCGACCGCGAGAAAGAGAAGGAAAGGGAGCGAGAGAGGGACAAGGAGCGGGAGAGGGACCGAGAUCGCGACCGCGAACGAGAGAGGGAUCGCGAGCGGGAGAGGACGAAGGAGCGGGAGAGGGAGCGGGAGAGGGAGAGGAGUCGAGACGUCAGUGAAGGUCGAAGCCGAUCAAGAGAGAGGACUCGGGAAGAUAAAAAACGAGACCGCGAGGAAGACGAGGAGGACGUGUACGAACGGAGGAGACUCGAGAGGAGGCUCAGAGACAAGGAGGCGGCCUACCAAGAACGUCUGAAAAACUGGGAGAUCCGGGAGAGGAAGAAGGCUCGCGACUACAGCAAAGAAACGGAGAGGGAGGAAGAGAGGCGUCGUGAAAUGAUGAAAGAAGCCAAAAGACUGAAAGAAUUCCUUGAAGACUACGACGACGACAGAGACGACCCAAAAUACUACAGGGGCAGCGCUUUGCAGAAGCGACUUCGCGACCGAGAGAAGGAGACCGAGUUGGACGAUCGAGACCGGAAGAGGGAGAAGGAGGAGCAUGAGGAGAUCAGACAGAGGCUUCUGGCUGAAGGUCACCCUGACCCCGAUGCUGAGCUGCAGAGGAUGGAGGAGGAGGCAGAGCGCAGACGGCAGCCUCCUCCGAAACUUGAACCCGAGGAGGACGUGAUCCAGGAGAAGGCUCGCAAGGAUCGGGAGCGGGAACGGGAGCGGGAGCGGGAGCGGGAGAGGGAACGGGAGCGGGAACGGGAGCGGGAUCGAGACCGAGAGAGGGAAAAGAGGGCGUCGGUGGCGUCGGCGAGGCCCGCGGAGCCGAUGCCGCGAGUCCCCCAGCAGCAUUCGGACGAUGAUGAUGUCGAGCAAGGGGGCGGAGAGGAUGACUACCAAGAUGCCGAGGACUCACCGGAGGCCAAGCCGCAACUCAAACCCGCCAUGCGACCAAUCACCACGGCUCCCUCGGUGUCCUCUGCCAGUGGGAACGCGACUCCAAACACACCGGGCAACGAAUCUCCCUGCGGCAUCAUCAUUCCCGGCGAGAACUCCCCCGAGGUCCAACCUCUGGAGGAACUUCGGCCCAAGAUCGGUCUCAGUCUGAAACUGGGUGCCACGCACAGCCCCAGCCAGCUCAGCGUCGGAAAGCGAAAGAAGCUGCCGACCGUGGAAAGUGUUUUCAACAAGUUCGACGAGGAGGAGGCCGACGAGCAGCCUCGCAAACGGAAGCUGGUCCCGCUGGACUACGGCGACGACGACAAGAGUCUGGGGCUGGAUGGGGCCGAAAUGCCGGGGGCCAAAGGCAGCGUCAACACGGAGGAGAAACGGAAGCACAUAAAGAGCCUCAUUGAGAAGAUCCCCACCGCCAGGCCCGAGCUCUUCACCUACCCUCUGGACUGGACCAUGGUGGACUCGACUCUGAUGGACCGUCGCAUUAAACCAUGGAUCAACAAGAAGAUUAUUGAAUACAUCGGCGAGGAGGAAGCCACGCUGGUUGAAUUUGUCUGUUCAAAGGUGAUGGCACACAGCACCCCUCAGGGUAUUCUUGAUGAUGUUGCAAUGGUUCUUGACGAAGAAGCAGAAGUCUUCAUCGUAAAAAUGUGGAGGCUGUUGAUAUAUGAAACCGAAGCAAAGAAGAUCGGUCUGGUGAAAUAAAGAAAGAAAUAGACACGCGUCUCUCCGCCUGACCUCCGGAAAAAUCACAGUUCUGCUAGCGACAGUUUUCUGGUCCAGCAGACUGUCAACAAUGUGCCCAUACACCCCCCCCCCCCCCAUUCCAUCAGCAAGGAGCUGCUGCCGUGUGUGUGUGUGUGUGAGAACAGAAAGGGUUUGCACAAACAUUGCAUGAUAAAACUGGUUGUAUUCUUUUUCUUUGUUUAUGCUGUUCAGGCAAAAGACGGUCGCAGCCCUCCCUCCUGUUCUCCAAAAAUGUUGGACUCGGUCUGCUUUGAUUCACUGUUGUCAUGUUGAGGCACUGCUCCAUUCUGUGAACUAAUAAAUAUGCUUUUUUUUUAAAAUAAAA